Molecule: messenger RNA, 1672 nt
Organism: Empidonax traillii (willow flycatcher)
Lineage: Eukaryota; Metazoa; Chordata; Aves; Passeriformes; Tyrannidae
Gene: RNFT2
Product: ring finger protein, transmembrane 2
Exons: 9
Coding region: 175-1521 (448 amino acids)
Biological process (GO): positive regulation of ERAD pathway
Molecular function (GO): ubiquitin protein ligase activity
Source: RefSeq, a predicted model, not a curated record
UUCAGAGCCCUUUCUGCGCGAGCGGGCUGAGCCACAGCUGGCAGCCGGAGGGGCUCUGCCGCGGCGGGAGGUGCUUCGUGCCAGCCAUGUGCCCAGCUGGGUGGCACCCACAGCCCCCUGGCCCCGAGGGCCCGUCUCAGUAGGCACCCUGGGAUCUGCCGCCCCGCGCCGUUGAUGUUGAGCGUGCUGUGUUUCAGGGUGCUGAGGAAGAUGCAGAGGCGGCACAGCAGCAACACGGACAGCGCGCCUCCCGAAAGGAACCGGAGCCAGACGGUCAGCUCGGAGACCAGCGUGGAUGAAGGUGGGGUGUUCGAGAGCCUCAAGGCCGAGGCCUCCUCCCCGCAGCAGCUGUUCUCGGGGCUGGCCGGCAUCCCAUCGGGCGCGCUCACAGCCGCGCCGUUCCAGUCGGGAUUGGUGCUGGGCUCCUCGGCAGGAGGCGGCGAGGUGUUCAUCCAGAUGCCGGCCCCGCGGGAGGAGGGCGCCGGCCGCGCCGAGGGAGCCCCGUUCCACCACCGCCAGCCCUCCCACCACUUCCACCACGGCCACCACCGCGGCUCGUCCCUGCUGCACAUGGCCGGGGGCGACCGGCACGGCCACGCCGAGGAGGGCGCGGAGGAGCAGGGCGGCACCCCGGCCCCCGCCCUCUCGGAGCUAAAGGCUGUCAUUGGGUGGCUGCAGAAGGGCCUUCCCUUCAUCUUGAUCCUGCUGGCUAAAGUUUGUUUCCAGCACAAGCUUGGGAUUGCUGUGUGCAUUGGCAUGGCCAGCACCUUCGCCUACGCCAACUCCACGCUCCGAGAGCAGGUCGCUCUGAAGGAGAAGAGAUCAGUGCUGGUUGUGUUCUGGAUCCUGGCCUUUCUCACUGGGAACACCUUGUACUUGCUUUACACCUUCAGCUCCCAGCAGCUCUACAACAGCCUGAUAUUUCUGAAGCCCAACCUGGAGAGGCUGGACUUCUUCGACCUGAUGUGGAUCGUGGGCAUUGCAGACUUUGUGCUCAAGUACCUCACCAUCGCCCUGAAAUGCCUCGUGGUGGCCCUGCCCAAGAUCAUCCUGGCUGUCAAGUCCAAGGGCAAGUUUUACCUGGUCAUCGAGGAGCUGAGCCAGCUGUUCCGAUCCCUGGUCCCCAUCCAGCUGUGGUACAAGUACAUCAUGGGGGAUGAUCCCUCCAGCAGCUACUUCCUGGGAGGAAUCCUCAUCAUCACCUACAGCCUCUGCAAGUCUUUUGACAUCUGUGGCCGUGUGGGAAGUGUCAGGAAGGCACUGAAGGUCCUCUGCACCCCCCAGACCUACGGGGUACGUGCCACCAGCCAGCAGUGCAGCGAGGCAGGAGACAUCUGUGCCAUCUGCCAGGCGGAGUUCAGGGAGCCCCUGAUCCUCAUGUGCCAGCACGUGUUCUGCGAGGAGUGCCUGUGCCUGUGGUUCGACAGGGAGAGGACGUGUCCCCUGUGCCGCUCGGUCACCGUGGACACCCUGCGCUGCUGGAAGGAUGGCACCACCUCUGCCCACUUCCAGGUCUACUGACACAGGGCAGGGGAGAGGAAAACCUGGACAGUCACCCCGUGCCCCCAUUUGGCUGCCCCCAGUGUUUGUUGUCAGCCCCUCCCAGCUCGGGCCCUCCAGGAGCACCAGAACAGCCGGCACCGGCCAGGAACUGCGGCCUCCGAGGCAAGGG